Messenger RNA from Peniophora sp. CBMAI 1063, 4350 nucleotides. The record is from the annotation of a GenBank genome assembly. Lineage: Eukaryota; Fungi; Basidiomycota; Agaricomycetes; Russulales; Peniophoraceae.
AUGUCCGACGCAAAGUCAGUCGCCUCUUCCGCCGACUCGGCCAGCGCGACCGACAGUGUCGCCGCUGCGCCCGCCUAUGAGGCACCCAACCCAUCCAUUCGACUUCUCUUCUCGCUUGUCUCUCGACGAGACUUUUUUGCCCUCAUUCUCCCCGCCAUCGUCCUCUCACUCGUCGCUGGUGGCGUCGCACCCUUCAUGACCUAUGUCAUCGGCCAGGUCUUCAACGCUUUCGCCGUCUUCGCCGUCUCCGACGCUUCCGCAACCGACAAGUCCACUCUUCGCCACCAAGUGGCACUCUCAGCACUUGAGCUGUUGGGCUUGGGCCUUGGUGCGCUUGCUCUCAGCAGCGCCACCUCGAGCUUGUGGAUUUGGACUGGCGAGCGCAACACCAUGCUCAUUCGCAAGCGCACCUACGCCUCGGUUGCCGCACGGGAGAUGUCUUGGUACGACACCAAGAUUGGGUCUGAGGACUCUGUGCAGUCCGCCGAUGGAAAUGACGGUCCUGUCGGCGCUGGUGGUCUUAUGGCGAAAUUCGCGAAGGACACCGAAGAUAUCCGCAUGGCGUCUUCGCUCGCCUGCGGCAUGAUUGUUCAGCACCUCACGACCGGCGUCGUCUGCGUUAUUCUCGGCUUCACCCGCUCCUGGCAGCUUACCCUCGUCAUCCUCACUACCGUCCCCGUCAUGAUGGUGAUCCAGUUUGUAACUCAGGUCACAGCUGGUCCCCUCAUUGGCGUCGAGCGUCAGCGCAUUGCGACUGCUGCGACUCUGGUCGACCGUGCUGUUAACGCGAUUGCUACCGUUAAGGCGUUCAAUGCCGAGGAAUCCGAGUUCGCCACCUUCACCACACUUGCCGAAAAGAUGCGCAAGGCCGCCUGGUCGCUCAACAAGACCUGGGCGUGGACCUCCGGUUUCACCCAGUUCACAGUCAUGGCGAUGUUUGUGCAAGGCUUUUGGUUCGGCGCCAAGCUCGUUCGUGACGGACACGCAUCGGCCGGCGACGUCAUGGCCGUCUUCUGGGCCUGCAUGAUCGCGACGACCAACCUCCAGAUGUGCAUCCCGCACUUUGUCACCCUCACCAAGGGUGAGGUGGCGAUGAGCUCCCUGGUCGCUCUCAUCGAGGCUCCUUCGCCUGCACCGCUUACCACGCACAUGCGCCGCCCCAGCCUCCUUACGACCCUCCCCGCGGCGCGCAAGUUGGGCAAGAACAUGCGCAAGCUCGCACCGACCAAGUGCCGCGGCUCCCUCGUCAUCAGCAACGUUUCUUUCGCAUAUCCCUCGCGUCCACAUGCGCCUGUUCUCACCAACGUCACGCUCUUCCUCGCCAGCAACGAUCUGACCUUCAUCGUCGGCGGGUCGGGCUCGGGCAAGAGUACUAUUGCGCAGCUUCUGCUCCGCAUGUACACGCCCAUGUCCGGCACCAUCACCCUCGACGAUCAGGAUGUGGAAUAUCUCGACGACGAGUGGACGCGUUCUCACGUCGGUGCUGUCAGCCAGAGCGCCAUUCUCUUCGACGGCACUGUCCAUGAGAACGUUGCGAUGGGUCUCGCGGCUCCCGGAAGCAAGCGCCGGCCGGAGGAUGCGACGCGCGAGGAGGUCGAGGCGGCUUGCAAGGUUGCGCUCAUGACACGCUUUAUUGAGGACCUUCCUCAAGGCUACGACACCCCUCUCGGUAACGGUGGCGCGAAUCUGUCUGGAGGACAGAGGCAGCGUCUAGCCAUUGCUCGCGCAAUGUUGCGCGACCCCACGAUCCUUAUUCUCGACGAGGCAACGUCCGCGCUGGACGCGACCUCUCGUAUUCUUGUCUUCGAAGCCAUCAAGCGCUGGCGCGCGAACAAGACGACCAUCGUCAUCACGCACGAUCUCUCGCAGAUCAACCCGACCGACUUCGUGUACGUUAUGCGCGACGGCGACGUUGCCGAGCAGGGCCACCGCAUCGACCUGGAGCAAAUCAAGGACGGCAAGAAGAGCCUUUUCCGCACGAUGGCGGAGACGCAGGGCGUGGAGAUGACGGAUACUACAGUCGACCCGUGGUCGCAUGAGGCCGAGGCGAGGCAUAACGCUUCGUUCGAGCGCCACUACGCUGCGGAGGAGCGCCGCCAAGAGGCGCGCCCCAUGUCUUCUAUGUCCGGCAACUGGAUGUUCGAGGCUAUUCACUCGAUCACCCGCCUCAACGCGCCACCCCCUGCCUACACUGCCGACCGUGCCAGCCGCUUCAUCCCGGCUGAGUCCUUCACCGCGUCUGCUGACUUCGAGCCGUACUUCCCUCCCCAGCGCCAGCGCCGCCCUAGCACACUCGCCAUCGACCUUCCCACCCCUGUCACGGCCCGCACGUCCAACAACACGCACCGUCUCUCGCUCCAAUUCUCGCCGACUUCGCCUGUGUACUCGAACCGCUCCUAUUCCACAUCGUCGACCUUGUUUGACGAUGCUGCGGAUGAGAAAGGCUUCCUCGAGUCCGUCGGCCUUUCCGCCAACGCGGACCGCUGGUCAGUCAUCAAGCCCACGAAGAAGCGCCGCACGCGCCGCGAUGUCAUGGCAAUGAUGCCUCUCCAGGAGGUCACCGUCGAGAAAGAAGCCGGUGCAAACAACGACACGCCCGCCGCAGAGCUCGGCCUGUUUGCACUUUUGAAGGCCGUCUACCCGACGGUCCCCAAGAAGUGGCUCGUCUUCCUCGGCCUCUGCGCAUGCGCUGUCAGCGGUGCCAUCACCCCUAUUUUCAGCUUCAUGCUCUCCAAGCUGUUCUACGAGGUCUCUGUCGGCGCUCGGAACGUCAGUGCCAUCAACGCCUUCGGCGGCGCCGUCCUCGCUAUUGCUGCGGCCGACGGUGUCUUCAUGGGUACCAAGUACUUCGUGCUCGAGACGGCCGCCAUGUUCUGGGUCACCAAGAUGCGCAACACCGCCUUCCGCCGCGUGCUCGCGCAGGACAAAGCCUGGUUCGACAAGUCGGAGAACAGCGGCGCGCGUCUUGUGCAGGUCAUCAUCAAGGACGGCGACGAUGCGCGUGGCUUGAUCGCUAUCGUUCUCGGCCAAGCGGUUGUCGUCAUCACGAUGUUCUCCGUCGGCUUGAUCUGGGCGCUCGUUUCGGGCUGGCAGCUUACCCUUGUGGGCUUCGCCAUUGCACCGGUCUUCGCGGCCACCAUGGUCGUCCAGACCAACUUGGUCACUAAGUUCGAGACGCGCAAUAAGCGCGCGCGCGAGGAGGUCGCCAAGGGUUACUACGACACGAUCCUGAACAUCCGCGGUAUCCGCUCGAUGGGCUUCGAAUCAGUGUUCAAGGCCCGUUUCGAUCGCUCGGCCGAUUCUGCGCUCAAGACUGGUGUCAAGGGUGCUUUCGUUGAGGGCUGCACAUACGGCGUUGCGAGCUCGCUCAUCUACAUGUCCGAGGGACUGCUCUUCUACGUUGGCGCACUUCUUGUGGCGAACGGCACGUACUCGUACGCGCAGUUCGUGCAGGUGCUUAACUUGGUCGUGUUCACGGUCUCCAUUGGCUCGCAACUCAUGGCAUUCACGCAACGCAUCGCCAAGGCCACUCAGGCUACCCGUGACUGGAAGCGUGUUCUGGAUCUUAACGAGGCUACGAACGAGUCCUACGGCUCGUCUUAUGCUCCUGUCCAAGGCACGAUCGACUUCAAGAACGUCGCUUUCGCCUACCCGGAACGCAAGGACGUCCCCGUACUCCGCGGCGUGAACCUUCAGAUCCGCGAUGGCGAAAGCGUCGCGGUCGUCGGUUCCUCCGGCUCGGGCAAGUCCACUGUCGCGGCGCUAUUGCAGCGCCUGUACGAGCCUUCGAUGGGUAGCGUCACUGUUGGCGGCACUCCCAUCUCGCACCUCGAUGUCCACCACUUGCGCGAGCACGUCGCUGUCGUAUCACAAAACCCCAACCUCUUCGACGCAACGGUCGCCGACAACAUCUCCUAUGGCGCACCGGGUCUGCCGCGCGCAGCCGUCAUCGAGGCCGCCAAAGCCGCGAACGUCCACGAAUUCAUCAUGGGGCUGCCUCAGCAGUACGACACCAUGGUUGGCGAGAACGCCGCGCUCAUCUCCGGUGGCCAGGCGCAACGUCUCCAGAUUGCCCGCGCAUUGGCACGACCUGCACGCAUCCUCAUCCUCGACGAAUGCACGAGCGCACUCGACGGCGCUAACCAGGCUGCUGUCCUUGAUACCAUCCUGGACGCGCGCGUUGGCCGCACGACGCUCAUGGUCACGCACAAGCUUGCUGCUAUGCGCAUGUGCGACCGCAUCGUCGUCCUCGACAACGGCGUUGUCGCUGAGAGCGGGACGUACGAGGAGCUCGUCGAGCGCCGCGGUGUCUUCUCGCAACUCGCGUUGGGCGGCGAGUGGUCCUUGUAA